AUGCGAAGCAUUUCUAUAACAAGUAUAGUGAAUCUCCAGUGCAGUAAUGAGUUCUACAAACCCAUCCAGAACUGUGUAGGAACAUUCAUUUUACCUAACGUCGUCCUGACUACAUCAUAUUGUGCGGAAAAUUGUCAAUAUAUUGAUAACUCACCUAUAGUUCGAACUUAUAUUCAUCCACAUUAUAAAAAUUAUGUUCGUGGGAAUAAUUUCCUUACACGAAAUGAUAUUGGUCUAGUUGUCAUACCAAAAGAUGGGAAAAAAAGGAAACUUGUCAAAUUAAGUGCUCUAGACAGUCUAUCCACGAUAGGACAAAAAGCGCUCAUUCCUAUAUUGAAUUCAAACAAGCCGAGAUUACAAGUAACCAUCGUGCAACGAUGUUAUAAAGAACAACCAUUUGGAUAUUAUGUUUGUGCUUCCAACAAAAUAACAAAAAGAUCAAUACAAAUUUGUCGUCAACGACAAGAACAAGGCCUGCCGUUACUAUUAGAAGGCAAAAUAUAUGGCAUUACGGGGAUCACCAGCUCGGACAGUUGUGCUCUUUCUCAGCUGAGUUUUACUGCAAUAAGUCCUGCGCUAUAUUGGAUCAGUGAAACUGUCAAAACUUUAGGCUAUAAUGAUUCAGUAAUAACCACGCUCCACGAUAGGACGACGCCUAAAUGGCACAUUACUCAUUCUACGCGUCUUCACCCUUCUCCUGUCUAUCCAACUGGAACUCCUCCUGGAAGUUUAUAUCCUACUUCCGAUUACAAAUCAGAUGAAUAUCUAUCUACAUACUAUCCUCCUACAACCACAUAUCCUCCUUAUCCUGUAACUACUCACACCCGCUCAAGGCGUCCUUACAGUUCACCUGUUUAUCCUACUGGAACUUCUCCAACCACAAUGUAUGAGGCCCUUUAUGAAACAUUUUCUACUGAUGCUAUUUCUACAGCUUGGAUAAAAACUGCAGUUCAUAGGUACCCCUAUUCAUCUCCUGUCUAUCCAACUGGAACUCCUCUUCGAAGUUUAUAUCCUACUUCCGAUUACAAAUCAGAUGAAUAUCUAUCUACAUACUAUCCUCCUACAACUGCAUAUUCUCCUUAUCCUGUAACUACCUACACCCGCUCAAGGCGUCCUUACAGUUCACCUGUUUAUCCUACUGGAACUUCUCCAACCACAAUCUAUGAGCCCCUUUAUGAAACAUUUUCUACUGAUGCUAUUUCUACAGCUUGGAUAAAAACUACAGUUCAUAGGUACCGUUAUUCAUCUCCAGUUUACCCGACUGGGACUCCUCCUGAGUUUAAAUAUUCUUAUGGUACCAAAGAUAUAACACCAAGUUCGACAUCGACUACCUGUACUGAUUUUGCUAAUCGUUCUUCAACGCAACCUUAUCCUUCUCCAGUUUAUCCUACUGGGACACCUCCAAAACCUAUUUACUCCUACGAUACUGAAGAAACAACUACAAGUUCGAUUACGACUACCUGUACUGAUUUUACUAGUCCUUCUUCAAAGAAACCUUGCCCGUCUAAAGUCUAUCCUACUGGAACUUCUCGAAAGAGGCCUGAUUAUCAUUACUCCACAAAAGAAGCAAUUACUACGACGUUAUUUUCAACUUCAGAGCCAGAUGAUACACAACCUCGUUCAACAUAUCCCUAUCCUUCAGCUGUGUACCCAACUGGAACGCCGCCAACCAACGAUCCUGACCGUUAUCUUACUGAAAAUAUUAUAACUGCCUCUUCCCCUACAACUUACGAGCCAGAAUAUUCAAAAACUAAGGAAACCCUUCCUUAUCCUUCUGCUAUUUACCCAACGGGAACUCCUUCGAAGCAACCAAAUCCUAUUCAUCCACGAAGUCCUUCGGCUCCUAUUCCAUCUAAAGUUAGUGUUAAAUAUAUGAGCCCAAAGUAUCCAGCUCUUUCACAUCCGUAUCCCACUCAAACUGCGCCAUCAUAUUCCCCCGGUCUUCGCUAUUCUCAUCGUCCCUCUGCAUUGUCAGUAUCUUUUUCUCAUCCUUAUCCUACUAACAAAUUUAUAUCUCAAAAAACAACUCUACCCCCUUACCCUACUCGGACUACCCCUAAGAUUACUAAGCCCUGUCGGACUCAAAAAACUUCGAUCUCAUCUUCCUUAGUAUAUCCGACAGGAACAUUUACAAUACGUUCUACUUCUACUACACGAAGGCCAUAUACACGUCGUACUACUCCUACCUUAUAUCCUCCGACGCCAUCUUAUCAAAGUAGAAUACCGUAUAAUUAUACUACUCUUCCUUAUCCUACUGGAACUCCUUCAGAAAAACCAUUCUCUACUUAUCGAGUUCCUAGACCAAAGAGAACUACUACCAGAAGGACUACUACAAAACCCCACCCAACUCGUUCUACUUACGUGGUUUACCCAACCGGAGUUCAGUCUAAGACUAUACCUUCUACUACUAAAGUCUCUUAUGGUUCAAGACCUAAAACUACGCAUUCUAACUUUUUUCCUUCUGGCUCUAAGAAUGACAAAAACAAAAAAGUACUGAAAUUUUUACGUGAAUCCCUUAAAUAUAAUUCAAUAGUUCCAAAACAAUCAACAAACAAUUCAAAAAGUAUUAAAUUGAAGGACAUGCUUGCCAUGAGAUUACGAUCCUUGGCAAGCCAUAAAGCUUCCAUAACAUUUGUACCUUCUGUAACUACUAAAAGAUUUAGACCUGAUGGAGCUCCGAAACAAACAAAUCCUUUUGUUAACAUUCUUGGUAAAAGUAAGACGACUAAUGUUAUGGACUGGUUCAGUGUAGUUGUUAAAAAUAAAUUAAAAAAUAGUACAUCAGUAUUCUAUAUUGCUAGUUCAUCAAAGGCAACUCAGAAGUCAAUGCAGAAACCCUUUGAUUUCAAAGAUCUUACAUAA
Spodoptera littoralis (African cotton leafworm) is the source of this 2862-nucleotide messenger RNA. NCBI's taxonomy places the organism in Eukaryota, Metazoa, Arthropoda, Insecta, Lepidoptera, Noctuidae. The record is from the annotation of a GenBank genome assembly.